Molecule: messenger RNA, 330 nt
Organism: Clonostachys solani
Lineage: Eukaryota; Fungi; Ascomycota; Sordariomycetes; Hypocreales; Bionectriaceae
Source: the annotation of a GenBank genome assembly
AUGGAUUCCAGCGCUUCUCCUGCCCCUAAGCCUGUCCAGGCUCGCCCCACCUCCGCCCUCAACUACGACUCCGAUUCCGACGGCCAGGCCGCCGGUGGCCGUCGUGGUGCUGCCCGUGGCGCCGCCAACAACAGCAAGGGCCAGCUUCUUGUCCCUCUCCCCACCUCUACUGGCCUCGCUGCCCCUGCUGGCCAGCUUCUGAAGGGCGCCACCACCAGUGAUGGCAAGCUGAAGGAUGCCUCCCUGCUCCUAGGUAUCAAGCUCGACCUUGAAGCUGAGGUUCACUUGACUGCCCGUGUCAAGGGUGAUGUUGUUGUCGGUCUGUACUAG